This is a messenger RNA of Penicillium cosmopolitanum, 516 nucleotides long. RefSeq names its product cysteine hydrolase family protein. The transcript has a single exon. Lineage: Eukaryota; Fungi; Ascomycota; Eurotiomycetes; Eurotiales; Aspergillaceae. The record is from RefSeq and is a predicted model, not a curated record. The coding region runs from base 1 to 516 and encodes 171 amino acids.
AUGGCGAGACCCGCACUCCUCGUCGCCGACGUCCAAAACGGAGUCGUGGACCUAGUCCUCGGCACGGGACUCUCAGCCCGAAAAGAAUCGUACCUCCAACGCAUGUCCACAACGAUAACAGCCGCCCGCAAGGCCGGUAUACAGAUAAUAUACUGCGUGAUCGAUCUCCGACAAGGCCAUCCGGAGGUAAAACCGGACAGUGCUCUCCAAAAGGCGCUGCAGUUCAUGGGAAAUUUUCUUGAAGGCGAGGGCUCGAAUGUGCACGCAAGCAUUACGCCUCAAUGUCACGAUGGCGACUUGAUAGUCUACAAGCGCCGUGUUUCGGCAUUUGUUGGGAGUGAUUUGGAAAUUGUUUUGAGAAGUUUGGCGGUUGGGAAUUUGGUUGUGACGGGAUUGUCGACGAGUGGGGUUGUUUUGUCUACGAUUCGACAGGCGGCGGAUUUGGAUUUUGAUGUUACGGUGCUGGAAGAUCUUUGUGCUGAGAUGGACUCGGUGGCUGGGGGGGAAUUUGCAUAA